This is a messenger RNA of Megachile rotundata (alfalfa leafcutting bee), 2932 nucleotides long. RefSeq names its product palmitoyltransferase ZDHHC2. Lineage: Eukaryota; Metazoa; Arthropoda; Insecta; Hymenoptera; Megachilidae. Gene Ontology annotation, molecular function: palmitoyltransferase activity. The record is from RefSeq and is a predicted model, not a curated record.
CAUAUGUAUGUACUUUUUCAACAUUAAGAAUAGUACCUUUAAUCAGGAAACUAACAUUUCUUAUAUUUGAGUCAUACCCAGUUAUACCUGUGUAAUUUUUGAGCUUAAAAAUUGCCUCUCAACUCGGUUUGAUCCAUGAUAAAUGAAUAGAAAUGAUAAAUGAUAUCGAUAUUUUGUAAUUAGUUGAUUUUCCUAUGAAAUGUAGAUGAAAAUUAUUUAUAUUAAUUAAUUAACAAAAAAUAUAACAAUUGAGAAAGUUGUAUUUUGACAUAAUUAACUUCAUAGUAAUGUGACUGAAAUCGCCCUCGUGUGUAUUUUAAAUAAUAUAUAGUGGUGAUAUGAACGGCAUAUGUAUAUGAAACGUAACAUCGUUUGUGUUCAAAAAGGGACGAAGUGGUGUUUCAUAUUUCAUAAAUAUUAAUAUUUGUAAUGUUGAUGACUAGAAAAGAAAUCAAAACGGAAAGAUAAAAAUUUAGGGUGUUUAUUGUAAAAUGGUUUCUUGUAACAAGGAAACAUUUGUUUGCAUGCGUACGCUACGUGUAAAGUGCCCGCAAUGGUACAUCGAUCUGAUAAUGGAAAAAAUAAUGUUUACGUGAAUAGUAUAAUUUUGCACACAUGUAUAUCUGUAAUACAGCAAGUAGAAUGGGAAAGCAAAACGGAUCUUGUUGGUGGUUUGUAAAAGCCGUAAAAUGGAUACCAGUUAUUUUCAUCCUGACCAUUGUCUUAUGGUCAUAUUAUGCUUAUGUGGUGCAGUUAUGUUUUUAUACAGUAGAUAAUUAUGUUCAAAAAGUCUCCUACUUAUUUUUCUAUCAUAUUCUAUUUUUCUUAUUCUUAUGGUCCUAUUGGCAAACUGUAUUUGCAGAUUUGUUAGAAGUACCAAAUAAGUUUAGAAUACCAGAUGUAGAAAUGGAAAAAUUCCAGCAAGCUGUAACUGAAGAGGCACAGAGACAAAUUUUAGAAAGACUUGCACAAGACCUUCCAGUCACAAAUCGUACUAUAAAAGGAGUAAUACGUUUUUGUGAAAAAUGUCAGUUAAUUAAACCAGACCGGGCUCAUCAUUGUAGUGUGUGUAGCACAUGUGUUUUAAAAAUGGAUCAUCAUUGUCCAUGGGUAAACAACUGUGUAGGUUUUCACAACUAUAAAUUUUUUAUGCUGUUCCUGGCAUAUGCCCUACUGUAUUGUAUAUUCAUUACUGCUACAUCUUUACAAUACUUUAUACGCUUUUGGAAAGGAGAGUUGGAUGGAAUGGGUCGAUUUCAUCUACUUUUCUUAUUCUUUGUGGCACUGAUGUUUGCUGUUAGUUUAAAUUCUCUUUUCUUUUACCACUGUUAUCUUGUUUUACAUAACAGGUCGACAUUAGAGGCAUUCACACCACCAAUGUUUCGUACAGGAAAGGACAAAGAUGGUUUUAGUCUUGGAAAGUACAAUAAUUUCCAAGAAGUAUUUGGUGAUAAUCCUAAGCUAUGGUUCCUUCCCAUUUUUACUAGGUGGACUAAUAGUACAACUUUACAAGACUGUCGUUUUGUAUAUAAAACAUAUAAACAUAUAAGUGAAGAAAAUGUCUUGGAAACGGCGUCACCUUUCCAGUACGUGCACAACAUCAAGGCACACCAAAUACUUACGACUCCAUGGGCAGUACUCGAAACAGUUUUGGAGAUGGGGUUAACUUUCCUGAACGGCUGUGCAAUGAAGACACACAUACUCUGUUGGGACAUACUACCCAACAGUGGGGUGAUGAGACCGAGCUUGAUUCUCCACCUCCUUAUGGGUCACAAUCAGCACUGCUGUGAUAGGAUCGCCUACUGAUGCCAACCAGCCAUUGGUGGAUGGAACUGAACUUGCUUGAGACAACAUUUUCCAAAUGCUUUGUUUAUUUUUAACAAAUAUUCAACGGUAAUAGAUUUUGGUUUCAAAAGUUUGGUGUAUAUCCUUAGUUUAAUAAUUUUAGAAAAAUAUUACAAAAGAUAUUUCAUUGACUUCAUAAGUGAAAAUAGAUUUUGCUAGAGUUUUAUUACUGCCAAUCCGUUGUUCUGUUUAGUAUAACAGUUUAAAUAUAAAUACAAAUGGUAAUACUAAAAUAACAUUUAUUACUACACAUUGGGAUUUUUAUUAUUUUUUUUAUGUACAAUGUACAUAUUAUACAAAUUGAAAAAAGAUUGUUAACAUAUGUAGGAUAAGUUGCACAAAAUUUUUAACAUUUUAUGUAUGUACAAUAUUGUUAGUAUUGCAGCUAUUUUUAUGUAUAGUAGCAUAUUUGAACCCUAAAAGCUAAAGUGUACUAAGUCCAUUUCUUUCUAUUUAUUCUAUUUCAAAAUUAUUUUCUUAUAAGUUUUUUAAUCUUUAAUAUAGUAGUAUAAAAGAGAUAUGUGGCUCAUAUUUUGUAUCAAGUCCAAUAAUAUAAAUACUCUUAGUAUUUUUAGCUCUAGUACAGUUUAAAUUCAUGGAUGCCUGUUACAGUAUUAAGCUCCAUAACAUUUUUUAUGUCAUGUUUCCUAUAGCAUGUAGAUUGAGGUAAUUUUGGACUUGAUAUCUGUUUUGAAAGAUAUAUUGAAAUCAUGUAACAUUAUUACAAGGCCUUCAUACCCUUGAUUUGUUCUCUAAAUUUUGGGAAAUGUGACUUAAUACACUCUCGUCCUGAAGUCCAGAUACAUGAUCAUUGUUGCAGUUUGGCAUAGUUUAUAAAUAUUAUAUAGCUGCUUAAAAUUUAUGUCACUAUAUAGAGCAUGAAAAAAUAAUUUGAUGGCAAAUAUAAAUUUUCUUAAUUAAGAAGAACUGCUAUUACUGAAUUUAACAAUGUAAAUGUUAACUUCGAAGAAGUGACAAAUUAUUACACAAAAUAGUGUCAAGUCAGCAAUCUGUGGUCAUAGCAUACUUGUUUACUUGAAAUUUUAAAUCUUGAAUAUGGCCUUGAACAGGUCAUAAAUUUGUUAAU